Glossina fuscipes is the source of this 2496-nucleotide messenger RNA. RefSeq names its product transmembrane protein 41 homolog. The coding region runs from base 143 to 988 and encodes 281 amino acids. The record is from RefSeq and is a predicted model, not a curated record. Gene Ontology annotation, cellular component: endoplasmic reticulum membrane. NCBI's taxonomy places the organism in Eukaryota, Metazoa, Arthropoda, Insecta, Diptera, Glossinidae. The transcript has a single exon.
AUAUUUUUUCUUUUUACAAGCUUUAGAACAUUUUUUAAAUACAAUCUUUGUGCAAUUUUGUGAAUAUAUCGUUUCUAGUGAAGCCCCUGGGCUUGGAUCUGUCUAAGGAAAAUAAAUCAAUUCAAAAUCGACCGUCACAGUUAUGUCAAUAUCGGCAAACCUAAAAGAGCAAGAACAACAGCACAUAGACGCCGAACGUAGAGCGUUAGUGAAACGUCAACAUCGAAAGCAACCAACGUGUGCGGCCGAAAGUUUGACGAUCGAAAAAUCCUUAAUCAUAUUGGCUGGCGUUUUUAUGAUAUCUUUCGCGGUCAUGCGCUACAUUUACAUGAUAUGUCCCGAGUUAAAUGAAUCGGAAAAGCAGCACAUGAAAAUACCACGUGAUAUACAAGGUGCAAAGAUGUUGGGCAAAGUAUUGGAUCGCUAUAAGGAUAUGUAUUACUUUCAAGUGAUGUUUGGCGUGGUAGCCGCGUAUAUAUUCUUGCAGACAUUUGCCAUUCCGGGAUCAAUAUUUCUUUCGAUUUUGCUUGGAUUUUUAUAUCGUUUUCCGGUAGCUUUGUUUCUUAUUUGCUUCUGCUCAACCUUGGGUGCCACGUUAUGCUAUUGUCUAUCCAGUUUAAUCGGUAGACGUUUGAUAAAAUAUUUUUGGCCCAAAAAGAUCAGCGAGUGGUCUAAACAGAUUGAAAAUCAUCGUGACAAUCUCUUCAACUAUAUGUUAUUUGUACGUAUGUCACCGAUUCUGCCCAAUUGGUUUAUUAAUUUAGCUGCUCCGAUUAUUGGUGUACCAAUCUACCCUUUCACACUGGGCACGUUCUGCGGCGUUGCGCCACCUUCGAUGAUAGCUAUUCAAGCGGGUAAAACAUUACAAAAGAUGAGCAAUACUAGCGAUGCAUUCUCUUGGACCUCAAUGGGUAUAUUAACAAUAUGCGCUUGUCUGUCAUUGGUGCCGGGCAUUCUAAAGAAUAAACUUAAAAAGAAGACACAAUAAAUUUGCCGAAGAGAAGGCGAAUAAUUUUGAUUUUCAAACGAUCAUCGAAUUGAUUGCAUUUCAAGAAAUUUAUAUUUUUUCUUUAUUGUACAACUUUAAAAUUUUCAGUUUUUUCUUUGACAUAAAUUACAAAAACAAAAGGAGAAAGCGAUUGAAACAAUAGAUACAAAAUUGCCAGCUAUAGCGGCACGAUAAAAUGGGUGAACGAAGAAAAAAACAUAUUUUGCGAUUGCUGCCAUAUAUCGAAUGUGAACUUCCAAAAUCUGAACAAGGUGUUUUUCUAUGUAUUUUAAGAUUUUUACUUUAAAACAUAAUCAUUGGUGUCAUUAUAUACAUUUUAUUUCAUUCAUUCUAUACCCUACACAAGGGUAUAUUACGAUUGUACGAACGUAAGCAAUGCACAGAAAAACUUGAAAGAUCCUUUUAUUGCGUCUAUCGUUCCGGAGUCACUUCCUAAAUUGAUCAAAGCUUGUCUGUCCGUCAGUCCGUUUUAGUUUCUUACUUGAAUCUUUACAGGUUCCCAUUUAUAAGAUAUCGGGUAGCUUUUCGACCACUUUGUAUGCAAUGCCUGAACUGAUGCAGGUUACGUAAUGACGGGCCGUGGCCGACUAUGGCAUUUUUACUACUUAGAUUAGGAGAAACCUGUACAAUAAUUUGUUCUGGUAAUUCUUUUCAAGGUAAAAGGAAAGUUAGUAAAAUCAUGAUAUUCGUGGAAAUUGCUAAGCAUAUGUGAGUAUUAAAAAAAAAAAUAAAGAAAACACUGUGAACACUUUUCAUUUAAGAAACUAUGGCGUUGACCGUCUUUGAUGCAAUUCGGAAUCUGCGAAAAAAAACUCUUAAUAUUACUUAAUGUUUAAUCUACAGCGUUUACGGAUAGCGCAGAAACGUAGCGUUGUUUGAUUGGUGACCGAUUGGAUGAAAAAUCUUUUAUUAGAAAAAAAUUGUUGAACGAAUUCGACGAUUUCUUCGCAGAUAUUUUGUCUUUAAAUAUUGUAAAGAACUUCAGCGAGAAGAAUGAAUAUUGUAGAAGUGGUCAUGCCGGCCGUUCGAAAAAAUCUUGCUUCUAGGAAAACGAGCUUAAAAUCUUAAAAAGCAUUAUAGGCAUGGCCUUUCAUUGCAGUUGCGAUAUUUUGAAAAAAUAUCGAUUCAAUUUAUUUCAUUCUUAGCUUUAUUUCUAAUUUAUAUUUAUGCAGGCAAAGCGACAGCGCUAGCACAUGUUUGAUCAGAAGUGAAGAACAAACAGGAGGGAGAUAAAGCAAGAGUUCAUUAUUUUAGCAUUGCCAUCAAUUUCGUUUUUACCGCAUUAUAAUUUCAAAAAAAAUUUUCUCAACAUUUCUUUUCCUUACGUUGCUUUGUGAAUCCCGAAGUACGAAAAAGUUCUUUCAUAUUCAAACAUUCUAACCAUUUUUUCCUCGAAAAUCCCUUUGGUGCUGCAUUUGUCAAAGAUCCGCGUUUAUCAAAUGGUGGAAGAAAUUUAAUACGAAAACAUAUUGCAUAAAACAUAAUUC